AUGAUACAUAACUCUUGUUCGACGACAACGACUAAUGAAAAUUUAACGGGAACAUUUGAACAUGAUACAAAGACGAGUGCAUUUCUUGAUUUUGCUGCCGUUGGAGCAGCUAACAGUACAACAACAAUUUUACCAUCAUCUUCUACAUCUACAAAUGAAUCAUCAUCACCAACAUCACCAUCUCAUUAUUCAACAUUUGCACAUCGAACAAAUCUGUAUCAUUCGGGUGGACCUCAUGGACUUCAAAAUGGCAUUGGACAUCAUCAUAAUACGGAUCCAUUUUAUAACUCAAUGUCACAAACUCGUCCAUUUGCAGCUUAUCCAUUUUCAUCUGUAACAAAUCCGUAUGCUUCAUCUCAUCCCUAUUCAAUGUCAACAUUGCCUUAUGCUACAUUAAAUCUUGAUAGUGAUGAUAAAUGUCGAUAUGAUGAUCAUGGACCAAAAUUAACAGCAAAGGGAAAAAAAAUACGAAAACCACGAACAAUAUAUUCUAGUAUGCAAUUACAAGUGUUGAAUAAACGAUUUCAACGUACACAAUAUUUAGCAUUACCGGAACGAGCAGAAUUGGCCGCUUCUCUAGGCCUGACACAGACUCAAGUGAAGAUAUGGUUUCAAAAUAAACGAUCAAAACACAAAAAAUUAUUUAAAAAUGUUAGUCAUCAUAAUAAUUCCUCCUCCUCAUCAUCAUCAUCAAUUUCAUCAUCACAAAAUAAAAGUUCAUCAAAUAAAUAUGAAAAACAUAAUAAUUCUAUGUUUUUAGUAAAACAAGAAUGUUCACUGCCGACCAGUCCACAACCGUCAGCAACAUCAUCUACAAAUAAUAAAUUCAUUACUCCUCGAUCACAAUCAAACACGAGUAAUUCAGAUGAAACUGAUCCUCAUCAACAAUCCUAUCAUUAUCUUCUUCAUUCUCUUCCAAAAUCGACAUAUAACAAUAGUAGUAAUAAUAUGCUAGAAUUAACGAAUAAUCAUCAUCAUUACACUAAUAUGAAAGUAGCAACAAGCAGUAAUAAUCCACCACCUGUACAACUAAAUUCAAUAAUGAAUAAUAAUCCAUAUUCACUACAUCAAAUGUCAGCACCGUGGCCACCACCGAGUAUGCUUUAUAUGGGUAGUACAACGGCACAUUAA
Messenger RNA from Didymodactylos carnosus, 1131 nucleotides. Lineage: Eukaryota; Metazoa; Rotifera; Eurotatoria; Philodinida; Philodinidae. The record is from the annotation of a GenBank genome assembly.